CCUUUGAACCGGAAGCCUCGUUUCCAUACCCAAAAUAACAAGCAGCGAAGUGUCAAAUUUAUUGACUAAUUGGUCUCUUUUGUAUGAAAAAUUUCAUCAUAAAAACUUGCUUUCGCUCUUAAAAUGGAAGAAUCUGAUAGCGGCCAGCAAUCUAAAAGAUGUCCGUGUGGAUUUUGGGGAUCAGCACAAACAUCUGGAUUGUGUUCUAAAUGCUACAAAGCAACUGUUCAAGAAAAAUCACAGGAUGGUUUGGAUCCCAAAUCAGAGCUAAUGAGAAACCGUGCCUAUGCAAGUCACGACAGCGUUGGUGCUACAACCUCCUCCUUCAUGUCUGCUGGUCACUCAGUUGCCAGCGCUUCGACCUUAGAAAAAGCAGAAAAGUUUAUACGAAAGGCUGUGCAACAGUCCGCUGCUGAAAGUGGAGCCGCUAGACUGCUUGGUGAUUCACAAGUUGCAGUUGAUACUGCCUCAACAGACAAAAGUGAUGCUAAAAAAACUGAGAUUAGUGUUGAUAGCCCCGUUUCAAAGAACAGUAUGGUUGUUAAAGACUUGGCCAGUUCAAGUGUUGUGGCCUCUACCUCAAAUAAAUCUGACACUUCAAAUGCAAAGAUAAGUGAAGAUAGUAAUGUGACAAUCUCUGAUGCAAAGGCACAAAACUCUGACCUUGACAGCACGGAAAAAAAAGGUGUCAAAAGGGACAGGAGAGCUCUGGAGGAAGGAAGUGAAGAAACUGCUGCUGAGAAGUCUGGAGGAAAGAGCAAGAGGCGAUGUAAUGUGUGCCGAUGUAAACUGGAGUUGGCACAGAGGGCCAUCGGCAAGUGUAGAUGUGAGAAUGUGUUUUGCUCCUUACAUCGUCUCCCUGAACUUCAUAACUGUGACUUUGAUCAUAAAGAAGAUGGAAGACAACAGGCUCGUGAAAAGAUGAUCAAACCGACCCGCCAUCUUGGAACUUCCUUCAAACGGCUCGACUCGGAUUCUUGAUUUUAAUCCCAUUUAGACUGCUAUAUCUUUACUUGUGGAUUUUUGUUUCUGUUUGUAAUAUUUGUUUGCAGUUGAAACGCCUAAUUAUAACUUGUUCCUGAAUGUUCGUAUAUUGUUGUGAGCUGUGUAUAGGAAUUAGUUAUUUAGUUGAAUACAAAGCUUGGAUAGAGUUUUGUGUAUUUCAUCAUAUUUAUUUAGAUUUAUUUUUAAUGUGUAAAAAAUAGUGUUUUUUUAAAUAUGAGCAUGUUUUCAUGUAUAAUAUCUUUAUUUUAUGUUAAUUGUGUGUUUGCCUGUGUUUGAUAACUUAUAUUGAGACUAAAGCCAUGUUCCCCUGUGUUUGAUACCUAAUAUUGAAACUUAAGCCAUGUUCCCCUAUUUCGUCAAUCAUAAUACAUAUAAGUCUGUGUGCUGUUAUCAAAUGUGAUCUAAUUUUUUUAUAUCUUAUAUGGGUAAGUUAAUGAUGACUUGUAACUGGUAUAUGUGCGAACGAUGUACCUUCAAAGGCAAUAGUUAUGAAAACAAAAGACACCACGUUGCAUUCUCUGGCAUUUGGGGUCAUUUGUAAUUUAUUGGGGAACUUUUAUCAACAGAUUUUUCAGGUUUCAUAUAUGCCUGUAUUUUGGGUGUACAAGCGUUCAUGUUGAAACGACAUACUGGUACAUGGACUUGGGAAUUACAAAAUUAACACGAGAUCAAUAUAAGAAAUUUAAUAUUCAAAUUGACUGCCAAAAUUCCUCCUAUUAUUACAAUAAAUGUAACAUGAAUGCAAGGUAAACAUAUUUAAACCAAUUCGUGCACCAUGAAUACUUGUAAGUAGUAGGGGAUCAUUUUAUAACAUAAUAAGUUAAAUGCCAAUCAUUAAAGAUGCAUUACCAAUCAUCCGAUUGUAUUGAAGAUUGUUCCUGAGUUUUUUUAAUCAAUGAUAGCAUUUAACAGUUAUUAUAACUCUAUUUCAAUCUCAAUAACAGCAUUGUUUAAAGAUUUCCUUACUUAAAAACUAAGUUUGCAUUUACAAUUUUAAAGUUUACUAAUAUAUGAUUUAGAGGCUUGUGUACAAGCACCAAGCUUCAAAUGAAAUCCUUCCUUCUCUUUACUUUCGUUGUCUCUAUAAUGUGUUUAAAAGGCAUAAUUUAUAAAAAUAAUAAAAUUUUUAUGGUUAUUGUCUUUGGCCAUUGUUUUUGUUAGCUCACCUGAGCAGGAUAUGUUCAUGGUGAGCUUUUGUAAUCACCAUUUGUCCGUCAUGUGUCGUCAACAUUUGCGUUGUUAACUCCCUAGAGGCCACAUUUAUUGUCCAAUCUUCAUGAAACUUGGCCAGAACAAGUGUCCCAAUUAUACCUUUAACGUGUUCAAAAUGGUUCCGGUUGGUUGAAAACUUGGCCACUAGAGGGCAGGGCUGUUUUCCUUAUAUGGCUAUAGUGAAACUUCAUGAUGCUAUCUUACCUACAUUAAUUGGCCAAUCUUCCUUUAACUUGGUUAGAACAUUUAAAACAUGUUAAUACUCUAGAAGACACUUUUGUUGUCCAAUUUUCAUGAAUCAGCUCACACUUUUUCAGAAUAAUCUUUUUCCUUUGAGUCUCAGGUGAGAGCCUUAGGGCCCAUGGUCCUCUUGUUUGUUUGCUGUCUUGAAUAUGAAUGAUAAUAAUUGUAUAAAACAAGUUGUACAUAUUUUGCGUGUGAAAUACCCGAGUGAAGUUUCUAACAAAUAUCCAUACAAAGAGAAUAACAUUUUACUGCCCUAUUGUUUUGUACUCUUAUCAGAUGAGGCUUUGAUUAAAAUAAUUGCGAAGAUUGCCGAGCCUUUUUUGUAUUGAUGCAGAGUCCGAUAUAUUACAUAUUUAACAAAACGACAUGGCAGUAACCUAUUUUUCUGUUUAUCAUACUUCUACGGCAAUUGGUUUUAAGAAAUAAAUAAAUAUAAUAGCUAUAACUCUUCUUUUCAGACAGGACUGUCUGUUAAUAAAAUGAUGUCAUGAGCACUUGAACUUGGUGAAAAUAUUUUAGCUGUUUUUGUUGCCCAAAAUCUUCUACCGCUGGGUAUAAAAUAGUUCUGUUUAAUCUGAUUCAUUUUUACUCAAAAUGAAAGGUUUUGCCUUGAUUCUGUAUUCACAUUGAGUAAUGUAUCGUACCACCAAUCAUUGACUGAUGUACAUUUUUUUAUCAGGCACCCUUUUAUCAGGUGGGUAUCAACGUAGAGGUAUGAUUAAAGUAUUUAACUAACCCAUUUAUUUAAACAAAUAUUGUGUAUAAUCUGACUUAAUGUAUACAAUAUAAGAUUUUAAUAUAUUUUUUUUUAUUGAUUGCAUAAACGUUUAUUGUACAAGAGAAUAAAAGCCUCUAUAGUUGGGUACUGUGACAAGAGAGGUGUGUAUUUGUGUUUGACACUGUGUAUUGGCCAGUUGACCUUGUUUUUCUUCUGCAUACCUCAUCGGUUGCGGCUAUACCUUAUCGGUUGCGGCUAGCACAAAAAGGAAGAUAAUUCUUCCUGAUAAGCAGGAAAACAAAAUGAGCUUUUUUUUUACAGCAAAAUGGUUGGGUCUCAAAUGUAUAGAACACCAAUUACAUCAUUAAUCAUGUUGUGUUUUAGUUCAAUAUGUAUAUUAUAUUCUUUUAUUCUCUUUACGCACAUUAAUGAAGCUCUGUUUUCCCAAAGAGAGGUUCAUAUCUUUUUUAAAAACAUAAAUGUUAUCAUUUAGGAGUGUUGUAUUAUUCACACUAAUCCACAGUAGAGUGGAACUUUUGUGAGCUACAUGUUUUUAUUCCAUUUAUUCUACAAUUGUUCUCAUAUGAUUAUUCUGUAACAAUUGUUCAUGCCAGUGGAGCAAGGGUUUUGCGAUUAUCUGCAAGACAAGAUUGAGCGUGAAAUAUAGUAUCUGAUACAACAGAAACAGCAGUUUCAGGCUCUUCACUCGGCUGGUGUAUUUAAUACAUAUCCUUUUGUAAGUUGGUUGCAAACGCUGCUGAGCUGAAUGUAUUUUGUGCUAAGAAAUAAAUAUAUACCAGAAAUUAAAAAUUUAUAUUCAUAUUCAUUUAUUUUUGUUUUCAUUAUUUUAUUUGUGGCAUCUGAAAGUGCAUGUGAUUUAGUUGUUUAUUUCUUUUUCACAUUUGUGCUUUAGUUUUGCUUUUUAUGCCCCCCUUGAAGAAGAGGCGGUAUAUUGUUUUGCACAUGUCGGUCCGUCCGUCCGUAUGUCCGUCCGUCCACCAGAUGGUUUCCGGAUGAUAACUCAAGAACGCUUAGGCCUAGGAUCAUGAAACUUCAUAGGUACAUUGAUCAUGACUCGCAUAUGACCCCUAUUGAUUUUGAGGUCACUAGGUCAAGGUCUCGGUGACCCGAAAUAGUAAAAUGGUUUCCGGAUGAUAACUCAAGAACGCUUAUGCCUAGGAUCAUGAAACUUCAUAGGUACAUUGAUCAUGACUCGCAGAUGACCCCUAUUGAUUUUCAGGUCACUAGGUCAAAGGUCAAGGUAACGGUGACCGGAAAUAGUAAAAUGGUUUCCGGAUGAUAACUCAAGAAUGCUUAUGCCUAGGAUCAUGAAACUUUAUAGGUACAUUGAUCAUGACUCGCAGAUGACCCCUAUUGACUUUCAGGUCACUAGGUCAAAGGUCAAGGUCACAGUGACUCAACUUAGAAAAAUGGUUUCCGGAUGAUAACUUAAGAACGCUUACGCCUAGGAUCAUGAAACUUCAUAGGUACAUUGAUCAUGACUUGCAGAUGACCCCUAUUGACUUUCAGGUCAAAGGUCAAGGUCACGGUGACUUGACAUAGUAAAAUGGUUUCCGGUUGAUAACUCAAGACUGCUUACGCCUAGGAUCAUGAAACUUCAUAGGUACAUUGAUCAUAACUCGCAGAUGACCCCUAUUAAUUUUCAGGCCAAAGGUCAAGGUCACAGUGCCAAAAAACGUAUUCACACAAUGGCUGCCACUACAACUGACAGCCCAUAUGGGGGGCAUGCAUGUUUUACAAACAGCCCUUGUUAAGUUUAAAACACUGCAUGGAGCUUCAACAAUUUUUUCUAUGCAAAGCUCUGUUGGUUGUGAAGUACCUGAUUCAAUUAUUGUUACUCAAACGGCAAAUUUCAAUGUCAUUCUCUUCAAUACAUUUCUCAAUAUUCUAGAUAAAAUUGCUUAUUGGGAUGUUCUACAUACAAAUGUUAAAUACCAUAAUUGUUUUUUAAAGCAUAGACUGAUCAUUAAAGGGGCGGUCAACCAGAUUGCAAUAUAUCAUGAAAAAAAGAAAAGUUCUAAAAUACUUUACUUUUUUACAAUUAUUAGUUUAUAUUGAUUAAAAUAUCAGGAUUGGUAUAUUACAUUACUUGAAAAAUGUUAUUAAGUUUUCAUAUUUUCAAUAUAUUUGGUAAUACAAUUUUACUGAGUAUGUCUACCAGGUUAUUUGGAGAGUUCUGUUGUUGUCGUUAUAUUUUGUGAAACUUAGAGGAUUGCUUAUAUAAAGUAUAAAAUACAACUCUUAUUGUAUGAGCAUAGAUGGCCAAGUGGUCUAAAUGGAAAACUUUUUACUUCAGGACUCCAGGGUCUGUGGUUCGAGCCCUGUUCAGGGUUACUUUUUUCCUUUUUUUCAAUUUAUUCUUAAUUUUUUACUGGAGGUUUUUAGAUCCAAUGCUUAAAUUUAUCAAUAUAAAGCAUAUAAUGAUGGUAUUUUAGGACUUUUUGACUGCCCCUUUAAGUCAUUAUUGUAUUUACAUAGUUGUUAUUCCCAUAUUUUAAUCUACGUAAUAUUGAAUGUACAUGCAUGCAUAUUCACCAAAAAAUUAUUUGUAAUAAUAGUGUCAAUGUUAUUACUUUGCAAGAUAAGACCAAUCAAUAUGCAAAAAAACCUGCUAGUUUCAAAAAGGAAAUUAAUCUUUUGGAAAUGUACAUCUAAAUGAUGUUAUAAAUAUAUCAAUUUGAAUCAAGCUAUUGUUGCAUCGUUUCAGCUCAAUUAAUGCAACACCUGGCAGGAUGUAAAACUUAACAUUCUAACUUCAUACUUAACAACCCAACUAAGGUAAAUAUGUAGUCUCAUUUCAGACGACAUUAUUUAUUUUUUAAGUCAUGAAAAUCAUAAGUGAUCAUCUACUUUUAAUGGUUAUUUUUAUUAACCAUUCCGCAAUGGGCUCACAUUAUUGUUUUUAAAAAGGACUGAACUGCUUAUUUGUAAAUGUGCAACUGUUCACAUGAAUUUUUAAGAACUUUAUUAAGAGAAAUAAGAAAGUAUAUGGUACAUGGAUAAGAAUAAUUGUCAGGUUUUUGUCAGCUCAGAAAACAUUAUGUUGACAUGUAUCAAGACUUAAGACCAGAGGGCCGUUUUAUGUCCAUAUUGUAUCACAUUUGCAAACCACUCAGAAAAUCAUGUUUGUUUGUUCCUUAUUCUUUUUUAUGUUUUUAUUGUCUGUUCAUUCAGUGUUAUAUAUCCAUAUUGAUUGAUGUCAUAUGAUGCAAGUAUGUUCAAUUCUAUUAACACAACAUGUAGAGGGAUGCAAUUAAUAUGAAGACUAUAGUAACCUGUGUUAUAAUUUUACUUUUUAUGCCCCCGGAUCGAAAGAUAGGGGGUAUAUUGUUUUUGGCCUGUCUGUCGUUGUAUGUGUGUGUGUGUCCAAAAACUUUAACCAAAACUUUUACCUUGGUCAUAACUUUUGCAAUAUUGAAGAUAGCAACUUGAUAUUUGGCAUGCAUGUGUAUCUUAUGGACCUGCACAUUUUGAGUGGUGAAAGGUCAAGGUCAUCCUUCAAGGUCAAAGGUAAAAAAAACAAAUUAAAAAACUUUAACCAAAACUUUAACUUUCUUCAUAACUUUUCAAUAUUGAACAAAGCAACUUGAUAUUUGGCAUGCAUGUGUAUCUCAUGGAGCUGCAUAUUUUGAGUGAUGAAAGGUCAAGGUCAUCCUUCAAGGUCAAAGGUCAAAAAAAUAAUUCAAAGCGGCGCACUAGGGGGCAUUGUGUUUCUGACAAACACAUCUCUUGUUUCACAAUAUACUUAAAUAUGGUACUUUCAAAUAAAGCUUGUAAUGGCAUUUGA
This is a messenger RNA of Dreissena polymorpha, 6989 nucleotides long. RefSeq names its product AN1-type zinc finger protein 3 homolog. Lineage: Eukaryota; Metazoa; Mollusca; Bivalvia; Myida; Dreissenidae. The record is from RefSeq and is a predicted model, not a curated record. The transcript is spliced from 6 exons. Gene Ontology annotation, molecular function: DNA binding; zinc ion binding. Bases 124 to 981 code for a protein of 285 amino acids.